Phytophthora sojae is the source of this 183-nucleotide messenger RNA. RefSeq lists its product as hypothetical. The coding region runs from base 1 to 183 and encodes 60 amino acids. The transcript is spliced from 2 exons. NCBI's taxonomy places the organism in Eukaryota, Oomycota, Peronosporomycetes, Peronosporales, Peronosporaceae. The record is from RefSeq and is a predicted model, not a curated record.
AUGAUCACGGACGCGACGGCGGACGAGGCGCGCACCGUCCAGUUCGAUGAGGAGGAUGCCCAAGACGAAGGAAGUGGGGAAGAUGUUGAAGAUGAGUAUGAGGAGAAAGCCGAGCUACUCGGCGAAGUCGACGAGUUGUCGCUGCAAAUCAAGCCGCCGCUCAAGGGGAACGUCCGCCCCUGA